AUGGUUUUAACUAAAACAGAUGCGUCUUUGAGGGUCCAUAUGAGAAAAUUACCUUCGCAAAAACCAAAAGCUUCGGGUGUGACGGACCGCAGCAGCAAAAAGGCAGAGUAUAGCGUUCGGGUCAGCUUGCAGGACACCGGCGAAAUAUUCACAGUGCCUAAAUGUCGGGGUCACACGAAGAUCUGCGAACUGAAGACAGCGUUAGAGUUAAUAGCCGGGAUACCUUCAGACUGUCAGAGACUCAGCUACUUGGACCAAGGUGAUUUGGUAGAUGAAUCUACGUUUAACUUUAAUGGCAUCAUUCCCAGGAGUACCAUCACCAUGACGAUUUGGCCAUACAAUGGUUUGCCAGCCCUGGUGAGAGCCGCUGUUUCUGGUGACAUUUGCAAGUUGAUGAUCAUCCUGGGCAGGUCGGACUCCGCUGGUUCUUCUCAGCCGCUUGGCACCAUCCUGCCGUCGCCCUGGCCCUCUCACAGACUCCUCCCUGCCCUCUUUGUCAGCGCCCAUCGUGGAAAGAAGGCAGUGGUGCAGUUCCUCAUAGCAAAUGGUGCGUGUGUGACAUCCCAGACUCCCCAGGGGCGGAACGCCUUGCACGCGGCUGCAUGCCAGGGCUACACCGAGUGCAUCGACAUUCUGGUGGCCGCUGGUGCCCCGGUGCAUGUGCGGGAUCUCGGCGGCGUAGCACCCAUCGAUGCCGCCCGGCGUGUGGGUCACCAGACAAGUGUGCGGCUGCUGUCCCUGUCCCGCUGGCAGCAGCGGACGGCGGAGGUGCCACCCAGGCGCCACCUGGAUCCCUCAGAGCUGUUUGCCCACCAGCACUUCUGCUCGAACCUGCGGACGUACCUCUGCGGUCCCCAGGCUCAGCGGUACAUGGCUCAGAUGCGGAGCAGGGGCCGAGAGCCCAGGUCCCAGCUGUGCCCAGGUGUCACCCAACAUGGCAAGUGGCACAGGCUGCAUCAAAAGCACGGCCAUCUGUGCGAGGGGCUCCGUGCCACACAAUAACAUAUACAUGUUUAGCAGAUGCUUCUGUCCAAAGUAAUGCACAAAUGAAGUAGAUACACAAACAUAGGUCAUGUCAAGGAGUCAACUAGGCAUAAGUGCAGCUAGGGUGGGCUUCCAAUGAAGGUCAGGAACAAGUGUAAGCAGUGUAGGAGGAAGAGCUACACGGCAUCUUACAAACAAGGCAAGAAACUAAUGGGAUUAUUGAAUGCCCAGAAUUGCAACAUAAUAUUCAAAGAAAGUAAAGAAACAUCAGGCCAGUACUGAAAUUCAUAGAACAGAUGGACCUUGAAGUGUUUCAUGAAGGUGGAGAAAUGGAGAGUCAAUCUGAUGACGGGAUGUGGUUUGGCAGCUCAUUCCACCGCCCACGAAUGAGUGAGUCAAUUUUUUAAACAUUUUUUAAAACUUAAUAUAAGAUGCCGCUUUAAUUUGUGAUUCACUACAGUCCAAGGGUUUUAGAAGGUGCUUUGUCCCCCAUUCCUGACUGAUAUAUUUCAGUAACGUUCUUUCUCUGGUCUUCAGGAAGUUAUUUUGAUCGUGUCAUGUUGUGCUGCUUUUUGAGAGUCCUUAUCCAACUCCACAUUGCUGGAAUGGUUCUGUUUGAUGAUGUGUAGAUUUAAUAAGGCUGGCAGUAUUCGAGUUUGGGUGUGUCUAGUUUAACUUAAUCUAUUUGGAUUUGGUUCAUUGAUUGACUGAGUGACUAGAUAACUUUGUCACAUGGGUGAUAAUGGGUGUUGGUGAUUUUUUUUUUUCCUUCAUUGAAUGAAAUGGUCAUUUAAAAAUUGUGUUGUAUUUGCUCAGGCAGUCCUUUGGAUUAUCGUUAAUUUUUUUGGAGAACCAAACAAUUAAAUGUUAUUGAUAAGAAUUUAUAGAGUAUGUGUCAUAAUCUGGGAACAGUGUCCACACUGAAUCAUAUGACCAUUGUCAGAAAACCUUCACUUUGUUUAGAAACUGUUCUUGGUGUUCAGGAAUGAGGUAUUUAAUAAAAGAUUUGCACAGUUACGUUUUUUUGUGGCUUGAUUU
Messenger RNA from Paramormyrops kingsleyae, 2022 nucleotides. Its product is annotated as ankyrin repeat domain-containing protein 60. NCBI's taxonomy places the organism in Eukaryota, Metazoa, Chordata, Actinopteri, Osteoglossiformes, Mormyridae. Gene Ontology annotation, molecular function: protein binding. The record is from RefSeq and is a predicted model, not a curated record.